Messenger RNA from Penaeus chinensis, 9623 nucleotides. RefSeq names its product RIMS-binding protein 2-like. Gene Ontology annotation, biological process: neuromuscular synaptic transmission. NCBI's taxonomy places the organism in Eukaryota, Metazoa, Arthropoda, Malacostraca, Decapoda, Penaeidae. Gene Ontology annotation, molecular function: protein binding. The coding region runs from base 298 to 5553 and encodes 1751 amino acids. The record is from RefSeq and is a predicted model, not a curated record. The transcript has 27 exons.
GACACAUAUAAAUCGAGGAAAAAACUUGGAAAUAAAAUAUAUAAGUUGAAAUAAACACAUGCCUAAAUAACUAACACUUUUCCCUCCGUGUCCUUCCAGGUCAGCGAGGAGUGCAAGACGCUGAAACACACCCUCACCCAGGUGGAGACGGACUGGUCGUCGGCCAAAGUUCAAGUCGGGAGCUUACAGGGCAAAGUCGGCACCCUGGAGUCUGUACUUCGGCUGGACGAUGUCUACGGGCUGGCAGAUGGUCCGCGAGCCAGAGGGGGCAACUCUCUCGAAGCCGUCCUGAUUCAAAUGAAAGAAGCUGCGGACAAGCGGCGAGAACUAGAACGGCAGCAUGCGGAGGCGCUGGCUCAACUGCGGGAGCGCCAGUCGGCCAUCUCGGACACCAGCCGCUACAACGACAAGGACCGCAAGGCUUCCGUCGAGGUCAUUGAGGCGCUGCAGUCCAAGAUCCGCGAGCUCGAGAAGAAGGCCGAGGCGCAGAACCUCCGGCAUGAGGAGCUCCUGCUGGAGAUGCAGAGCCUGAAGAAGGCCCAGGGCUCCCCCAAGAACUCGUGGUCAAGGUCGGGGUCUCUCAGCGCCGACCUCCAGAGCCCCGACUCCGGUGACGUCACGCCGGAUUCCAGUCAAAUUUUGUCCAAUGGUAGCACGGCCCGGUCGACACCAGUACCACCCUCCGGGAUGGGCAUGAGUCUGCCCCACGGCCUAGAUGUGUUCGGUUUGGUCGAUCUUCCCGAUUCUCUCUUGGUCCACCAACCCCCUCUGUCCACGUCACCCCUCGCUGGCCAAUCAGGUCAGAGCAGCCGCGAGGAGCGCGCUCAUUGGUCGCCCUCUCGUACAUCCCUCUCCCCCUCAAGAAGGACGCCUAAGAGCCUUACCUCCCUCAACUCGCUCUCGUCCUCGGGCGUGUACACAACCAACACCUCCUCCUCCUUGGUGGCCUCGGGCAUGGGCGGCGGGGGCGGCGGCGUUGGCGUUGGCGUAGGAAGUGGCAUGGGCGGUUUCCACAAUGCGUCGCCGCUCCCGGGGUCCGCCAACCUCGAAAAUGCAGCCACGGAGAUCGAUCGCAUUAUGGCCAAAAUCGAGCAGGAUAAUAAGAUUCUCGCUGAGCUCGAGAAGUCGCGGUCGACCAUAGGGUUAACCACGACCUCGACCGGAGUGAGUUCCAUCAAGACGAGCGACUUGAUCACCUCUCUGGGCCUCUCCUCUCGCACCAUGGCGGGCAUCACGCCCUCCUCCUUUGCCAUGGCGGGCACGGGCAUGAGCUCCCUCACCGGGGCGGUCACCACCACCGUAUCGGCAAUGGACCUCUCCAACCCCAUAAUGAACCCUUUAGGUAAUAACCCCCUGGGCAGCAACCCCUUAGGGAACAACCCCCUCGGCCUGAUGGACCCGACGCUGGCCUCGCAGAUGGGCGGCGCCAACCCCAGCCUGGGCCUGACCUCCCUCGGCGGCCUCUCCGGGACCAACCUCCUGGGGGGCACCUCCCUGCCAGGCGUCUCCCUGCACAGCACAAACCCUCUUUCCGUAACCAACCCUGCCAACCUGCCUGCGGGCCUCACCGGCGUGGGCGUGGUGGGCACGGGCGUGGGCAUGGCAGGCGGAGGCAUCAGCAACCCUGUGUUCACCAGCGUCAACCCACUGCCCACCAUCAUCACCACGAGCUAUGACAAGGACGACAAGAACCUGGUGAACGGCAACAUCCCGGGCGUGCUGAUGCCACAGUACGAGACGGACAACAGAGUGCUGGACGUCCUCGAGAUUCCAGGAAAAGGUCGCUGCCACGUCUACAUUGCCAGAUACUCGUACGACCCAUUCCAACACUCCCCCAACGAGAACCCCGAAGCUGAGCUGGCAGUGAAUGCUGGGGACUACGUGCUGGUGUGGGGCGCCAUGGAUGAGGUAGCACCAAGGACCAUUGAUGGAUUCUUUGACGGUGAACUGUUGGACGGAAGGCGGGGGCUCGUUCCUUCCAAUUUCGUGGAGAAGCUCGUCGGUGAAGACCUGAUUGAAUUCCAUCAGUCUGUGGUCAUGGGUCUGCGAGAUGGCGAUGAGUCCAUGUCCACCUCAGUGCCGCAGGACCUCGACUUCAUUUCACAAGACGAGUCGCAGUUGAUAGAUACGACGGCGCCUGUAAAGUUUGUUAAAAACAUCUUCAAGGGUGUCACAGGACUUUUCGGGCCAGGCGAUAAAAACGGGGCUCCCACAUUGGUGUCAACCGUGCUGGGGUCCACAGGGUCAGCCGCACAAGCUCUCAUCCCUAAGGGUCCGCUGAUACCCCAGACGAGCCAGGUGUCAGGGCUCUUCAACCCCCUGAGCUCCCUCAACCCCCUGGGAACGCAGGCAGGCCAGUCCCAGAAGCUGGCCCCGGGGCAGCAGAACCCUCCCCAGCACGGCGUCUUUACCGCCAAAUUGGCCGCCAACCAGACAAGACACAAUGCUUACACGAGCUACAUAGAUCUUGAAGAUAUCAUUGAGGAGGAAGAGGAGACGUUGGGAGAGCAUGACCUCUUCUUCUCGGUGCUAGUCCCACCGCCGGUCCAGCUCACCCUCGAGAGACAGCUCAACAAGAGCAUCCUCAUCGGGUGGAACCCCCCGCCCGACGCGCCCCCAGGAUCCAUCGAGUCCUACCACGUCUACGUCAAUGGACUCCUCAAGACCACAGUCCGGGCCAGCGAGAGGACACGGGCGCUGGUCGAGGGCGUCGACUCCACCAAGCUGCACCGGAUCAGCGUGCGCUCGGUGACGCCCAACCGCCGCACCUCGAGAGACGCCGCCUGCACCAUGGUGAUCGGGAAGGACGCGCCCUUGGGACCCACCAGCGUCAAGGCGACCUCCAUCACCUCCACCUCCGCCGUCAUAUCCUGGCUGCCUUCCAACUCCAACUUCCAGCACACCGUCUGCGUGAAUAACGUGGAGGUGCGGACGGUGAAGCCAGGCGUGUAUCGGCAUACCAUCACAGGUCUCUCCCCCAACACGACCUACCGCGUGACCAUCCGGGCGAAGAACCUCCGGGCGCCGCAGUUCGACGAGAAGGCCACCAGGAACCAGGAACGCCUCUCCACCACCAUCGAAUUUCGCACGCUGCCCAAGGAUCCAAAAGGGCUUCCGGACCCCCCCGUGGACGUGCAGGUGGAGCCCGGCCCCCAGGAUGGCUCGCUGCUCGUCACGUGGCUGCCCGUCACCAUCAACAGCACCGGCGGCACGUCCAACGGCGCCCCGGUCACCGGAUACGCGGUCUACGCCGACGGCAAGAAGGUCACCGAAGUCGAGAGUCCGACGGGAGACCACGCGCUCAUAGACCUGACGAAGAUCCCCGGGUUCGAGCCCAAGCAGGUGACGGUGCGGACGAAGAGCCGAGACAGCGUAUCGGGAGACUCCGUGCCCAGCCAGAUACCCAGCCACUUCGCUAGGGGACGAGGCCGAGGGAAGCUAGAAGAGGAAGAAGAGGCUCUGUUGCACUCAGACAUGGACCGACCGUCGGAGCUGUCUGAUAUCGCCGAGGAGAGUGAGACCGAGUUGUCUGACGAGGACAUGCAUGCCGACGGCCACAAGCCCGGCCCGCACCACGGCCUCGGCGGCCCCCACCAUGGCCCGCCCGGCCCGCACCACGGCCCGCCCGGGGGGCCCCACCACGGCCCGACGGGGCCAAGCGGGCUGCGGGACAGGCUGCUGGGCCGGCGCGGCGCCCCCGCGCCCGGCGUGCGGACGGACCACCUCGGCCAGACCAUCCUCGAGCACGAGGACAACCUCAGCGACAAGGAGAUCUACCCGGGCCACCAGCAGGGCCAGAUGGCCCCGCAGACGUCCAUCCCCGCUAUAGGCAAAGGCGUCUCCCGUGCCAGACAAAUAACCAAAGACCCAGCCAGCGAAAGCCACCAGCCGCUCGAGGACGACUACGAUGUGAACCAGGGCGGCCGCGGGCGCUUCGACCCCCGCAGCGCGCCCCCGCGGUCGCACCUGGAGCGCGGGCGACCCCCUCCCCCGCCUCACCACAACCGGCCCAUGAUGCGCGACCCCAGGGACCCCCGGGACGUGAGGGACCCCCGCGACCAGCACUACCGCGACGGCCGCGACCCCAGAGACCUCCGCGACAGACGGGACCCCCACAUGCGGGACCCGCACGCCCAUCGGGACCCCAGGGACCCGAGGGACAUGCGCGACCGCUACGAGGGCGACGGGCGGCACCGGGGCGAGUACGGGCGCGACUACCCUGGCGGCAGAGGCGAGGGGCGCGGCGGCGGGCGCGGCGGCGGCGGCCAGGGCGAGCAGCACACGCGCAUCUUCGUGGCGCUGUUCGACUACGACCCGCCCACCAUGAGCCCGAACCCCGACGCCUGCGACGAGGAGCUGGGCUUCCGCGAGGGCCAGCUCAUCCAGGUCACCGGAGACAAGGACCCCGACGGCUUCUACUGGGGCGAGCUGGGCGGCAGGCACGGAUACGUCCCCUGCAACAUGGUGUCCGAGGUGCAGGUUGAUGAUGACCGCGUGGCCCAGGAACUGCUAAAAGAGUCAGAAGGAGGACGGCGAAGGAGGGAUGGCUCAGUGGGCCGACGGCACCAGGGUGACCGCUGGGGGGACAUCUAUGCGAACAUGCCUGUCAAGAAGAUGAUAGCCAUGUAUGACUAUGACCCCCAGGAGCUCUCACCUAAUGUCGACUCUGAGGUGGAGCUUUCAUUCCAAACGGGCGACAUCAUCUACGUGUAUGGUGACAUGGAUGAUGACGGCUUCUACAUGGGUGAACUGGGGGGCCACAGGGGGCUUGUGCCUUCUAACUUCCUACAGGAUGCACCCCAGGACUACGCCGAUGAUCACAGGUCGCGCCGUGAUACCUUAGACCCCCGUGAUCGAGCUCCUCCCCCGGGCCAGUCAGGGCGAGGUCCCGGCCCGGGUGCACAUGGCCCACCACCACCUCCGCGACCAGACCAGCGAGACCGCAGGAAAGAUACCCGCUCAGUAACUAGUAGAUCAGUCUCUAGUGCACAGGAUAUGAGGGGGGCCCAGGGGGGCCAGGGGGACCACCACCAAGACCACGGCACCACCACCGGGGAGAGAGGCUGUAGGUCGGUGUCCCGCGAGAGGGGCGCCGCCGCGGCCGCCAAGACCUCCGCCGCGCCCACCGCCAGCACCGCCGGCGCCGCCUCCACCACGAGCGCCUCGGCCGCGGCGCGCUCCAAGAUGAACGGCAUGGAUCUGCUGGACGAGGACGUGGACACCGCGCCCGCCAUCUCGUCGGCGGACCUGGACCAGCUCAUGGAGGACUUCGACCUGAACGACCCCGAGGAGGAGGAGGCCAUCAAGCAGAGCGAGGCGGCGAAGGCGGCCGAGGCGGCGGCGGCGGCGAAGGAGGCCGAAGCCAAGGAGGAGAAGCCGGGCGGCCUGGCGGGCGCGCUGCCGGGCGGGCUGGGCGCCGGCCUGUCGGGCAUCCCGAACCCGAUGGGCGAGGGCAACAUCAUGGGCAAGCUGGGCGACCUGGCCACGCAGAACCCCGUCACGGACGUCAUGUCCAAGGGCAAGGACUUCCUGUUCAAGAAGUUCGGCCUAUGAGAGCCAGCGGGAGCUAGGGCGCUGGUGCCCGCGCUCGCGCUGAGCCGCCGCGCCGCCGCCGGCCGGAGACGAUGCCAAAGGGAAAAGGAACAAGUCCAUUUUCAAAGUGCCGAAAGUUACCCCUUAAUGACGUCUAUAUUCCUAGGUAAUGCUAGACGAACUUCUCCCUCGUUUUGUAUCGUAACACAACAGUCUCUUAUGGUUCACGAUUUUAUAGCCCCUGGAUGGCAUUGCAGCUGUACAGUGCAACAUGACCAAUUUGUACUCUGCUUCUGAAUGACGCACUGGUCGUCGCCAUCCCCCCCCCUCCCCCUCGGACAAGAGCUGUACGCACGUCACGCAAGUCUCGCUGUCAAGCUCAAACGAUAUAUAUAUAUAUAUAUAUAUAUAUAUAUAUAUAUAUAUAUAUAUGAUUACAUUAAUAAAUUUAUUGUUUUGAUAAGAUAUAAUUGAAACAGUGAUGGCUUCUAUUGCGAUGAGGAGGGACGAAACACGAGAUGCAAGACACUGACACGUUUCCCCGCGGUCUUCGCUGGCAGCGCGGAUCCCCAGGAAGCGCCGGCUGAUGGAACGCGCGUGCAUGUCUAGUCAGCCAGCGAGACUAUUUCUCUUCUCUCCUCCUCCUCCUCCUCCUCCUGCCUGUCUCCUCUCUUCCGGAGUGCCGAGGACCCUCCCGCUCUUCCCUCCUCUCUUCCUCCCUUCUGAAGUACGUCAGGUCUUCUCAAACCCGCCAAGUCCUUUCGUUUUUCCCCUUUCUCCCUCCUUUCUUCAGCCAUCCCAUCUUCCACCCUUUACUACCUGUUUUUGGGUGCCUCCAAUUAUUGUUGUUGUUAUUGCUGUUGAGUAUCAUAGCCCUCUUCGCUAAGACCUUCUUACAUAUCGAUUUGGAACUCCUUUGCUUUUUUAUCAUAAGGGUCAAGACAAGGUCACCCUUUCAAAAAAAUAAAUAUAUAUAUAUGUAUUAUUUAAGGAUCGCUAUAUAUUCCAAACUAAGUCUAGACCUUUCUUAAUUCCCUCCCCCAUUAACUAUGUCUCAUACCCCCCUCCCUCCCUUGCCCCAUCCCGUCCCCCUACCGCCCACUUUCUCGACCACGAAUUCUCUUCUCGCUUGUAUUUACUCCUCCGAAUUAUCAGCCUUUGUCCUCACGGUUAUUAUCCAUUAUCCCUGUUCCUGUUUUCUUCUUCGUAAUUCAGGACACUGUUGCUCAUUCUGAUGUGCGUAUCUCAUUUUCUUUCUCCGUUUUCUUCCCCCGUUGGUUAUUCCUCCUCUCAAAUGAUUUUACUUUGGGGGAGCUUGAAGAAUCUACCGACAUAUAUCAGUAAUGUGGAGUCCGCAUGUCAUUUCAAAAAAAAGAAUUCAUUUUUUUAUUCAUUCAGAGUUUCGCGGUCAGUUGGAGGCAGUGUUGUGUCGACAAGGAAUAAACAGAUUGUUUGCAAUAACAGUUUGCAAUGUUGUGAAUUAAGAUGAAUUCGUAAACCUUUGAGGAUAAGAAGGAAAUAAUGAUUUUGACCACAAUGGUUUCAGCAUAUUGGUGUGCACACAGGGUUUUCCAGUGCCAUUGUUCCUCUGUAGUUGAAAGGACAAUGUAUCGUGAAUGUUGCAAAGAAAACAAUGUAUCGUGAAUGUUGCAAAGAAUGAGCGUUUAUAAUCCCCCUUCCACAUGCGCCAGAAUCAGUGUUUGAUAAAUGUCUCACACCUGCACUGUAAAUGCACUGUAAAUUCAUCAAUGUUGUUGGCCUUCUUUGUAAGUAUGGAGAUAUUGUGACUUUGCCUCUUGAGUCAUUUGCUGUCGGUCGGUCUGCGUGUUCUGCCGAGCGCCUCUGAAGAUCGAUCCCGCCGAACACAGAGAACUUCUUCCGGACGUCCGCAGUCAGUCGGUCUGUUCCACGCGAUUGACACACUAAAUACUCAGACAGUGGAGUUCCCUCAUCAUUCACAUCAAAGCACAAACAACCUGAUAAUACGUGCCAUUGAUUUUUUGUUUAAUCUUUUUUUAUUGCUACUCCCAUCACAUCCCUGUGUCAAGAAUCUUUCAUUCGACAGGAGAGAUUUUUCUAGAUUUCUUUUAUCCUCUUUCCGGCACUUAUACAAUUACUUUGGUGCUACCUUUCGCCGAUUUUUGUUUUCAUCUAAGUCGACAAGCGACUUCGAAGUGUCCAAUCUUGUUGCGCCCAGAGACUAAAUGUGAGUCGUUUAGGGCGUUUGCGUGCGUUCCUUCCCCAAGUGCUAUUUAAUCGACGGAACCUUCCCCUUCCCCUUGAAAUGGAUAACACAAAAACAAACAAUAAUCCUUUGAAUAUGUCAAAUUCAUUUGUAAACUCUAAGCGCAAUGUUUACAAGUUAUGGCCCGUUGCAUGGUCUUGCUUCUGUUGCAUGAAUUCCCUUCAACAUGAUCGUCUCUCAGCAGAGAACUCGCUACACAACACAAUACAUUACACACGUGGUUCUUGCAACUGUGAUUUGAUGAAGACUAACACGACCUUGUUUCUUGUAGGACCUGAGUGCUUGGUCUUGUGUCUUGUAGGUCCAGGGUACACAUGGCCUUGUGUCUCUCCGGUCCGGGCUGCAUGUUAUGUUAGGCCGAGGGUUCAUAGGAAACGGAUGGAUGCACAGUACGUCAUACCAUGGUGAUGUUAUUGAUUUGUUAUGACUUAAAAUAUGAUAAUUAAUUCUUAUUGAGGUAUUUAUCCAAAGAUCACUUGAACUACAAAGUUGUAUUCACGUGGCAAGACGGCCGAGGGCGUGUGACCCCGCGAGGAGGCAUUCCCUUGUUUGUCCAGGUCACGGAAUCGCCCCCGGCGGGGUCACGACCUCGCCUCCAGGAGUCCCCCAGAAUUCGCCUUGAUGUUUGGACUGAGAACAUAUCGAUUAAGCUGCGAUCAUGACUGUUGUGUGCUGAACUCCCCGUGGUGGGUUCGUAUAUUUAUAAAUAAGGCAGCGGUCCACUCCUCUCCCCGUUCCCUCGAUUCACACACAUUACUAUUGUAUCUUGUUAUGUACAUGUAUGUAGCAAACCCAAUUAUGUGUUCAACUCGGCCUUUCCCUGUGCGUUAUGGAAACGGGUAAAUGAAUAGAUGUGUGCGUGUGUGAGCGCGCGUGUGCGUAUAUAUCUGAACAAUCACCUGACUUGCGCGGUCAGUCAGUAACCUUGCCAUAUGGGAUCAGUGAUUUUACGGUUACAUUUAGCAUUGUAGUUGUGGCUAACUGAACCUCUCUGUGAAGCACUGGACCGCCAGCACACCAACGCCCACGGUGGAGGAUGUCCUCAGCAAACUCCGCCAAGGAAAGAAGAAAAAUCCUCGGGAGGGGGGGACUAUUUUAAAUUAUAACAAUCCUUGUCUCACUCACGCUAAAACAAAGGAAGACGACGAGAACCUCCCCCUCCAAGAAGAUGAAGCUAAAAAAAAAUAAAAAAAAUCGAAAGACCGAGCCUCUUCCGAACGCCCCGGGGUGGAGUGGGCUGCGCCUGGCUUUGUUCUGCCUGUGUCCUGUCGGAGUGCGUGUGUAUCAUAAUUAAACCUAGUCGUGUGGACACUUCCUCCUCUGCCUUAUAAUGGUUGGUUGGUACUCUAAGUGCCCGUGGACCCAUCAGGAGAACCCAUGGGGCACCGGCGCGUGUCUCUGCUUGUGUUUGUUUUUUGUGUUUAUCUUAAGGAUUUUUGAACUUGUGAUAAAGCAUGAUUUAUAUAUAUACAUAUUAGUCAGAUUUUUUUCUAUACCAUAUUGGAGGUUCGUAUGUAUGACAUAUAUGUAUGUAUAUAUAUAUAUAUAUAUAUAUAUAUAUAUAUAUAUAUUUAUAUAUAUAUUUAUUAUGAGGAGUGCGGUGGUUGACAGGGACAAGGAAGGGUUCCUCCUGAUGGGUCAAUCUCAGUAACCUCCUUCCAUCCUUCACGUUUGCGGACCCGGACUGAGGACCCCGAGCCGGAAGACAAAGACUUCUAUGGCGAGUCCUGGGUCCGGGCCUUCUUCUCUUUAUCUAUAAUGUUACUUGUACAAUACGCAUUUCAAUUGUUGUAUUAUAAUGUACAUAUCCUGGCACAACUGUUACAGUAAAUCAUCCCAUACUUCA